Messenger RNA from Pelodiscus sinensis (Chinese soft-shelled turtle), 3549 nucleotides. The record is from RefSeq and is a predicted model, not a curated record. NCBI's taxonomy places the organism in Eukaryota, Metazoa, Chordata, Testudines, Trionychidae.
AGUGGUCUUGUGCUUAAAAAGGUUGGAGAUAAACCUUUUUAAGUGCUACCAGACUAUUUGUUGUUUUUUAAGUUUAUCCUGUACAGACUAACUCGGCCACCCCCUGAAACUAUUGCUAAUGACACUCAUUUUGUCACUUUAUUCACAAGAGAAUGAUAGUUACUUCUCACUUACAUGUGAGCUGCUGUGUGUGUUUAUCAGUCAAAUGUGUCAGAGAUUCCUGGUGAGAGAUUUUUAAAGCUUGUUUGGUUUGAAAUGGUCCUGGGCUCUGAUUACAUUGUCAUCAAGUCCCCAGAAAACAACUUUUUGUACACUGUGUUAAGGCAGAAAAUAAAGGGCAAGAUUGUGGUGCUUUUAUCCUGGUGAGCAACAAAUUGUCCAAUGGAAGCCAAUGAGAAUACUCACAUGAGUUAGGGCUCCAAAGUGUGGACAAAAUAAAUCCAGCUGCUCAGAACUAGCACAGGGUGAAACACCCAGAAUAAUAGUAAUAGCAGACUGUGGCAUUUGGGACCUAUCUAUUUUCACCUAAACUAGAGCUGCUCAUCCAAAGCUUGCUGAACUGUGGGAUACAGGAAUUGAUUUUAUGCAGCCUGAUUAAGGCUUGGCACAUUUAAAACCAGCCUUGAUUUUGCCCAUCUGUGCCUGCCAACAUUCAAAACAAGGAGUCUCCUAACUAAUGUUUAAACUCAGGCCAAGUCUACACUGGCAAGUUACUGUGCAGUAAAUCAGCCCCCACCUCUGUAACUUUCCUGGUGUCCAUACUGGCUCCAAGAAGUAUAGAGCAUAUGUGCUCUGCAUAGAGCUGUCUGCAGUAGCCAGCUUCCACAGUGCGGUCGCUAUGUGCAUCUCCACUGGCAGGGCAGCUCUCAUUCAUGUAUCCUUGUGCUGCAGGGUGGGAGCGAGAUCAGCACACAGUCCCAUGAAAAUAACGUUCCUCAUCCAAAAGUAUGCAGCCACUGCUCGUCAUCCCAGGCUUGCAUGAUGAUGUGAUCCCACCACUCACUGCUUGUUUCCCAAGCUCAAAAGCAGCGUUCCACUGUGCUCAGCACUUCCGUGAAUGAUACAAGAAACCUCGUGUCAUAUGAACACUGCUCAGACUCUUCCUCCUCACUUUGCAGCUUCAGAAAUAACUCUGACUGCCAUUCGUGAGAUGCUAUUGAGACCCAUCAGCAGCUGGGGAUCCAUUCCUGCAGACCAAGGAUGCAGAGCGUGCAGCACAGAAGCUAUUGAAAGAUGGCUCCAAAUGCAGAUGGAAGCACAGGGGUUGCUGGGGUUCCAAGUGAUGUCCCAUAGGGCAUUGGAACAAGACCCAGGAUGCUCUGUGCCUCCCCACAAACCUCUAUGGCAGAAGAGGAAGAGGUGCUCUAUGGGAUAGCUGCCCAGAAUGCACUGCUUCCAAAGGUACUGAAAGUGCCACAAGUGUGGUCACGCUAAUGCUCUGGGGGCUGACAGUGUGAGCACCCAAUCAUGUUUUUGCUGCUGCGCUCUGUGAGCAGAGCUGUAACUGCCAGCAUGUAACAUCCACCAGUGUAGACAUGGCCUCAGUAUCUUCACUCUCUAGUGUCUCUUCUUCCUGGCACCCUGAAAACAUGUCGCCCAGAUGUGGUUUAAUUCAUUCUACUGAUUUGUUAACCUCUCAGCCUAAGGUGUAAGCGUGUGUUCUCUUUGCAUGACACUGCAUGUUUAUUCACAGCAUCGUGCAAUCAGCUGCAUGCAUUUUAGUUCUGUGCAUUGUUCCCUGGGGCUGGUGAUGCAGUUGCAUUGUGCUGAGUUUUUAAGAGUGCAAACAGCACUGUUGAUGUGACUCAAUGGGGGGGCCUGCUCUCAGCUGGACCUGAAUGAAACUAAAUCGUUCAGUUUCCCUGUGACCCACAAACACAGUGAGACAGGCAUAUUGGAAAAGAUGGAGUUAGUGUAACAGAAACAUUGAAAAACUAUGCAAGAUUCACCCAGUUCCCUGGCAAUGGAUGGAUACUCCAGUAAUGUGCCAGCAUUCCUGACUAAACUGUGGACACUGGUGGAAGAUCCUGAAACAAACCAUCUAAUUUGCUGGAGCGCUAAUGGCACUAGCUUCCACGUCUUUGAUCAAGGGCAGUUUGCCAAGGAGGUGCUGCCUAAGUAUUUCAAACACAACAAUAUGGCCAGCUUUGUCCGGCAACUGAACAUGUAUGGCUUCAGGAAAGUGGUAAAUAUAGAACAGGGUGGCCUUGUCAAGCCUGAACGUGAUGACACUGAGUUCCAGCAUCUUUAUUUCCUACAAGGCCAUGAACACCUUUUGGAACACAUCAAAAGGAAGGUAUCCGUUGUUAAAAGCGAGGAAACGAAGAUGCGGCAGGAAGAUCUUAGCAGGUUGCUCUAUGAAGUCCAGAUUCUGAGAAGUCAGCAGGAGAACAUGGAGUGUCAAAUGCAGGACAUGAAGCAGCAAAAUGAAGUCCUGUGGCGGGAAAUUGUAUCUCUCAGGCAGAAUCAUUCUCAGCAACAGAAAGUGAUCCACAAGCUGAUUCAUUUUCUGUUUGGCCAGCUCCAAUCAAACCCCAACGGCGCUGGGAUAAAGAGAAAACUACCUCUGAUGCUAGAUGAUGGAAAUUCCGCUCCUCAAGUAUCGAAGUUCAGCCGACAUUUGUCUGUGGACCCCCUUCACGAUUCCUAUUUCAUUCAGUCGCCAGCUACAGAACCUACCUCAUGCUUAACCAGUCCUGCUCUUGCUGGAGGGCCAGUCAUAUCAGAUGUGACUGAAGCAUCACCACCUAAUGUUGUGUCGCUUCAGUCUCCUCCGGAGGGUGACAGGGAAAAAUGCCACAUGCUGAUCAAGGAAGAACCAGUUAGUCCUGGAGUGAAAGCCACAUCUGAGCCAGAUGUCCCACUGCCUGGCUGUAGUGCCUGUGCUGAACCCCCUGUGUUACCAGUUGCAAUGGUUCAGUCUGUUUUAGAAGGCAAAGGGAGCUGCGGGGCGCCACAGUCUGCAAGUUCACAGCAACCCGAAAGAAGAGGCAGAAGGGCACUUCUAGACAGAACAGAAAUUUCUGGCCCUUUGGAUGACACUGAUUUGAGUUUAGAAGGUCUGCAGCUGCUACUGAGGAGCCAUCAGUAUAACCUGGAACCUGCCAGUGUUUUGGAUGUCUUUAAUCCAAAUCUUUCAGUGAGUGAAUGGAAUCUGACUGACAUGGAAACCAAUUUUUCACCGAUGCAGCGUCUCACAGUGGAUCUGGAGAAGAAUGUAAAUGAGCUGUCUCCCAAGGUGUUAAAUCCUCACUUUAACACCCUCUCCCCAGGGAAACAUGUCGUUCUUGAAAACACCCAGCGGUUUCUCACUGAUGCAGGCUUUGGGCGCAACAUUGUAAACCUACCUGAAAGUUCAGCUCUUUAUAUUCCAUCUGAAAAUAUGCCUUCCUAUCUGUCCUCUGUGGGUCUCCAAGGAGAUAUCCCAUUAAACCUGAGGUCCCCAACUGAAAAUAACAAGUGAUCUAUUUAGCUUUGCCAGACAGGUGUGCCUUUUUCUCCCCUGAAAAACCUCUAGGCUACGUCUACAUUGGCACCCUUUUCUGGAAA